UCUCUCCCUCUUUUUUCUUAUCCCCCUCACAAGCAUUUUUUUUCUUACGGAUGUUGGGGAACACAGAGUGCUUCUUAGAAGAAGGCAGGGAGAAAAGAAGAUUACUGGAGAAAAGGUUUCCUCUUUUUUUUCUUGAGAGGGGUGGAUCAUGUUGUCAAUGAGACAAGUGUAAAAUGGGAGACUUUGGAAAGCUGCUCUCUUGAGGAACCUGAACAGCGGCAGGAGGAGAAAAGCCUUCCCAUGCAGAUCUAUGGAUAACGGUACUCAGCAUGCUGUAAUUUGCCCUUCUUCUUCACAGCACUUUUUUAUGCAUGGGACACAACUGUAAUUAAGAGGUGCAGGAUGAAAAGAUGGCACAAUCAGUGCUGGUACCACCAGGACCGGACAGCUUCCGCUAUUUCACGAAAGAGUCGCUGGCAGCUAUUGAACAACGCAUUGCCGAGGAAAAAGCGGCGAAGUCCAAACAAGAACGCAAAGACCUCGACGACGAUGACAAUAAACCAAAACCCAAUAGUGACUUGGAGGCCGGCAAAUCACUGCCCUUUAUAUAUGGAGACAUACCUCCGGGAAUGGUGUCUGAGCCCUUGGAGGACCUGGACCCAUACUACAUUAACAAAAAAACAUUUAUAGUAUUGAAUAGAGGGAAGGCGAUCUUCCGAUUCAGUGCCACCUCCGCUGUGUACCUGUUAACUCCUUUCAACCCUCUUAGAAAAAUAGCUAUUAAAAUUUUGGUACAUUCAUUAUUCAGCAUGCUUAUUAUGUGCACUAUUUUAACCAACUGUGUAUUUAUGACUAUGAGUAACCCUCCGGAUUGGACAAAGAAUGUAGAAUACACAUUCACUGGAAUUUAUACCUUUGAAUCACUAAUUAAAAUUCUUGCAAGGGGCUUCUGUUUAGAAGAUUUCACUUUUCUCCGGGAUCCCUGGAACUGGUUAGACUUUACAGUCAUUACAUUUGCAUAUGUGACAGAGUUUGUGGACCUGGGCAAUGUCUCAGCGUUGAGAACAUUCAGAGUUCUCCGGGCAUUGAAAACAAUAUCAGUCAUUCCAGGUCUGAAGACCAUAGUGGGAGCCCUCAUUCAGUCUGUAAAGAAGCUCUCGGAUGUUAUGAUCCUGACCGUCUUUUGCCUGAGUGUCUUUGCGCUCAUUGGGCUGCAACUUUUCAUGGGGAACCUGAGGCACAAAUGCCUGAUUUGGCCACCAGACAAUUCUACCUUUGAAAUUAAUAUAACUUCCUACUUCAACAGCACAAUGGGAGAAAAUGGUACCUUCAUUAACACCACUGUGACUACCUUUAAUUGGGAUGAAUACGUCAGUAAUGACAAUAACUUUUAUUUCUUGGAAGGACAGAAUGAUGCUUUGCUGUGUGGCAACGGCUCAGAUGCAGGCCAAUGUCCAGAAGGCUAUAUGUGUGUAAAAGCUGGCAGAAACCCCAACUACGGCUAUACAAGUUUUGAUACGUUCAGCUGGGCCUUCUUGUCACUCUUUCGCCUCAUGACUCAGGACUACUGGGAAAAUCUCUAUCAAUUGACUCUGCGUGCUGCUGGCAAAACGUACAUGAUCUUUUUUGUUCUGGUGAUUUUCCUGGGCUCCUUCUACCUGAUCAACUUGAUCUUGGCCGUUGUCGCCAUGGCCUACGAAGAACAGAAUCAAGCCACCAUGGAAGAAGCUGAGCAGAAAGAGGCCGAGUUUCAGCAGAUGCUGGAGCAGCUGAAAAAACAACAAGAAGAAGCUCAGGCAGCUGCUUUAGCCGCUGCAGCCGAUGAAUCCCGAGAGUUCAGCGAAGUUGGUGGUGUGGGGGGGUUCUCAGAGAGUUCUUCGGCCACCUCAAAGCUGAGUUCGAAGAGUGCUAAAGAGAGGAGGAACAGGCGGAAGAAGAGGAAACAGCGGGAACAAUCUGAAGGCGAUGAAAAGGAGGAAGAUGGAUUUCACAAAUCCGAGUCUGAAGACAGCAUCCGAAGGAAAGGCUUUCGAUUCUCCAUUGAAGGGAACAGACUGACCUAUGAGAAGCGGUUCUCUUCCCCACAUCAGUCUUUGCUGAGCAUCCGUGGAUCCUUGUUUUCCCCAAGGCGCAGCAGCAAAGCAAGUCUUUUCAGCUUCAGAGGCCGAGCGAAGGAUAUAGGAUCUGAAAACGACUUUGCUGAUGAUGAACACAGCACCUUUGAAGACAACGAGAGCAGAAGAGAUUCUCUCUUUGUUCCUCACAGGCACAGUGAGCGCCGCAACAGCAACAUCAGUCAAGCCAGUCGAUCAUCCAGAAUGGUCCCUGUGCUUCCAGCAAAUGGGAAGAUGCACAGCACUGUCGAUUGCAAUGGGGUGGUGUCCCUAGUUGGUGGGCCUCCAGCUCUGAUGUCACCCACUGGACAGCUUCUGCCUGAGGGCACCACUACAGAAACGGAAUUACGGAAAAGGCGCUCAAGUUCUUACCACAUGUCUAUGGAUUUUCUCUCUGAUCCCACUGCAAGGCAAAGAGCAAUGAGCAUAGCCAGCAUACUUACCAACACAAUGGAAGAACUCGAAGAAUCCAGGCAGAAAUGUCCUCCAUGCUGGUACAAAUUCGCUAACAUGUGUUUAAUCUGGGAUUGCUGCGCUCCAUGGUUAAAAAUAAAGCAUAUUGUUCAUUUGAUUGUGAUGGAUCCGUUUGUCGACCUUGCUAUCACCAUCUGCAUUGUUCUGAACACUUUGUUUAUGGCCAUGGAACAUUAUCCGAUGACGCCCCAGUUUAAUAAUGUGCUGUCUGUUGGAAACUUGGUGUUUACUGGCAUCUUCACAGCAGAAAUGUUCCUAAAGAUAAUAGCCUUGGAUCCUUAUUAUUAUUUCCAAGAAGGGUGGAAUAUUUUCGAUGGCAUCAUUGUCAGCUUGAGUUUGAUGGAGCUGGGCCUUGCGAAUGUGGAAGGAUUGUCAGUCUUAAGAUCCUUCAGACUGCUUCGAGUCUUCAAGCUGGCAAAAUCCUGGCCAACUCUAAACAUGCUGAUCAAGAUUAUUGGCAACUCCGUGGGUGCCCUGGGGAACCUGACUUUGGUCCUGGCCAUUAUUGUCUUCAUUUUUGCCGUGGUUGGAAUGCAGCUGUUUGGCAAAAGUUACAAGGAGUGUGUCUGCAAGAUCUCCAGCGACUGUGUGCUUCCACGCUGGCACAUGAAUGACUUCUUCCACUCUUUCUUGAUCGUCUUCAGAGUACUUUGUGGCGAAUGGAUAGAGACCAUGUGGGACUGUAUGGAGGUUGCAGGCCAGACCAUGUGCCUUACUGUCUUCAUGAUGGUCAUGGUGAUUGGAAAUCUAGUGGUUUUGAACCUCUUUCUAGCCUUGCUGCUGAGCUCCUUCAGUUCAGACAAUCUUGCUGCUACAGAUGAUGACAAUGAAAUGAACAAUCUCCAGAUAGCUGUAGCAAGGAUUCAGAGAGGCAUUGAUUAUGUAAAAAGAAAAGCACAUGAAUUUGUCCAAAAGGCCUUUGUGAGGAAACAGAAGGCUUUGGAUGAAAUCAAACCACUUGAAGAUCUAAACAACAAGAAGGACAGUUGCAUUUCUAACCACACCAUAGUAGAUAUCGGCAAAGACUUCAACUACCUGAAAGAUGGCAACGGAACUACCAGUGGCAUCGGCAGCAGUGUGGAGAAAUAUGUUGUGGACGAAAGUGAUUACAUGUCGUUUAUAAACAACCCGAGUGUGACUGUGACCGUGCCCAUUGCAGUUGGAGAAUCCGAUUUCGAAAAUUUAAACACUGAGGAGUUUAGCAGUGAGUCAGAUUUGGAAGAAAGCAAAGAGAAAUUAAAUGCAUCUAGUUCAUCUGAAGGUAGCACAGUUGAUGUUGGCCUUCCCCAAAUAGGAGAGCAGCCUGAAGCUGAACCUGAAGAAUCCCUGGAACCAGAGGCUUGUUUUACUGAAGACUGUAUGCGAAGGUUCACAUGCUGUCGAGUCAGCGUAGAAGAUGGAAAAGGGAAAAUGUGGUGGAAUCUUCGGAAAACCUGCUACAAAAUAGUGGAACAUAAUUGGUUUGAGACCUUUAUUGUCUUCAUGAUUUUGCUCAGCAGUGGUGCUCUGGCCUUUGAAGACAUAUACAUUGAACAGCGGAAGACCAUCAAGACCAUGCUGGAAUAUGCGGACAAGGUUUUUACAUACAUCUUCAUUCUGGAAAUGCUUCUGAAAUGGGUAGCUUAUGGCUUUCAAGUGUAUUUCACCAAUGCCUGGUGCUGGCUAGAUUUCCUCAUUGUGGAUGUCUCUUUAAUUAGCUUAACAGCUAAUGCCUUGGGCUACUCUGAACUUGGUGCAAUUAAAUCGCUUAGAACUUUAAGAGCUUUGAGGCCUCUAAGAGCCUUGUCACGCUUUGAAGGAAUGAGGGUGGUGGUGAAUGCCCUCCUGGGAGCAAUUCCAUCUAUUAUGAAUGUGCUGCUUGUAUGUCUUAUAUUCUGGCUAAUCUUCAGCAUUAUGGGGGUGAAUCUCUUUGCUGGAAAAUUCUACCACUGUGUCAACACUACAACUGAUGAAAUGUUUAGUAUUGAUGAAGUCGACAAUCAGACUCAGUGUGAAGAACUCAUAGCUAGAAAUGAAACGGCUCGCUGGAAAAAUGUUAAAGUCAACUUUGAUAAUGUGGGGCUUGGUUACCUCUCUUUGCUUCAAGUAGCCACCUUCAAAGGCUGGAUGGAUAUUAUGUAUGCAGCUGUAGAUUCACGAAAUGUGGAACAACAACCUCUGUAUGAGGACAACCUGUACAUGUACCUUUAUUUUGUCAUCUUUAUAAUCUUUGGCUCCUUCUUCACUUUGAACUUAUUUAUUGGUGUCAUCAUAGACAAUUUUAAUCAACAGAAAAAGAAGUUUGGAGGUCAAGACAUAUUUAUGACAGAAGAACAGAAGAAAUAUUACAAUGCGAUGAAAAAACUCGGGUCCAAGAAACCACAGAAACCAAUACCAAGGCCAGCAAACAAAUUCCAAGGCAUGGUCUUCGAUUUUGUUACAAAGCAGGCCUUUGACAUCAGCAUCAUGAUUCUUAUCUGCCUUAAUAUGGUCACCAUGAUGGUGGAAACAGAUGAUCAGACUGAUGCAAUGGAAACAAAUUUAUAUCGAAUUAAUCUGUUAUAUCGAAUUAAUCUGAUUUUCAUCGUUCUUUUCACGGGAGAAUGUGUCUUGAAACUGAUUUCACUUCGCUAUUAUUAUUUCACCAUUGGUUGGAAUAUUUUUGAUUUUGUGGUUGUCAUUUUAUCUAUUGUGGGUAUGUUCCUGGCAGAGAUCAUUGAGAAAUACUUUGUGUCACCCACCUUGUUCCGAGUGAUCCGCCUUGCCAGGAUAGGCCGGAUCCUGCGUCUGAUCAAGGGUGCUAAAGGGAUCCGCACCCUGCUUUUUGCCUUGAUGAUGUCCCUUCCUGCCUUGUUCAACAUUGGGCUCCUCCUUUUCCUGGUCAUGUUCAUCUACGCUAUCUUCGGAAUGUCCAAUUUUGCCUACGUGAAGAGAGAAGUUGGGAUAGAUGACAUGUUCAACUUUGAAACUUUUGGCAACAGCAUGCUCUGCCUCUUUCAAAUCACCACCUCCGCAGGCUGGGAUGGCUUGCUCGCCCCCAUUCUCAACAGUGGACCCCCAGACUGCGACCCUGAGAUAGACCACCCGGGGAGCUCGGUCAAGGGAGACUGCGGCAACCCUUCCGUUGGGAUCUUCUUCUUUGUCAGCUACAUCAUCAUUUCUUUCUUAGUCGUAGUAAAUAUGUAUAUUGCUGUUAUUCUGGAGAACUUCAGUGUUGCUACAGAAGAAAGCGCGGAACCUUUGAGUGAGGAUGACUUUGAGAUGUUCUAUGAGGUCUGGGAAAAGUUUGAUCCAGAUGCAACCCAGUUUAUAGAGUUUAGUAAACUCUCCGAUUUUGCUGCUUCCCUGGAUCCACCUCUUCUAAUAGCCAAACCAAACAAGGUUCAGCUUAUUGCAAUGGAUCUGCCCAUGGUAAGCGGGGACAGAAUUCACUGCCUUGACAUCUUGUUUGCUUUCACCAAGCGCGUUUUGGGAGACAGCGAAGAAAUGGACGCCCUUCGUGUCCAAAUGGAAGAUCGGUUUAUGGCUGCCAAUCCUUCAAAAGCCUCUUAUGAACCAAUUACCACCACAUUAAAGCGAAAGCAGGAGGAAGUAUCUGCUGUCAUUAUUCAGCGGGCCUUCAGGCGCUACCUCUUAAAGCAAAAAGUUAAAAAAGUGUCCUGCAUUUUUAACAAAGAUCGAAUCAAAGCUGGUGAUGACACUCUUAUCAAAGAAGAUAUGAUCAUUGACAAGCUCAAUGAGAAUUCAACUCCUGAAAAAAAUGAUAUGACGCCGUCCACCACCUCCCCACCUUCCUAUGAUAGUGUUACAAAGCCUGACAAAGAUAAAUAUGAAAAGGACAAAUCAGAAAAAGAAGAUAAAGGUAAAGAUAUCAGGGACAGUAAAAAAUGAACAAAGCGGACAAUUUACUUUGUGACAAAUUGUUUACAGCUUGAGAAAGUAAAGUAUUAUUUCAAAAGGACUCCUGUGGGAGGUUUAUGCCAAACUGACUGUUUUUGCACACAGAGACACACACACAUACACACAAACACACAAAUAUCUAUAAAUAUAUAUACAAAUGUUAGAUAUAUACUUAAGGUCAGUGCCUAUUAACAAGACAGUGACCCCUCGUCAAUCCAGAUGCUGCUCUGUGAAACAGGAAAGGGAAUUUGACAGGAGGUUACUGUUUUUAUUACCAGCUGACACUGCUGAAGAGAAGAGAAAAAUGGCUACCCAGACUGUAGGGACCGGACGGAGAGGUGCAAAGUGAGAUGUUAUGUGUGUUUAUAACAUAAAACACUCAAGUACAAUAAUUGUAUCCACUGUUUGCAUUCCAACUGCCACAUUUUUGCCAUAUUUUUACAGAAAUCAGUCUUGGUGAGGUUGUCAUUUUUUUAAUUCACAGGUUGUUUACUAUUAUAUGUGACUAUUUUUGUAAGUGGGUUUUAUGUUCUAGGGGUGGGGUGGGUACAGGGGGAAGGGGGAAUAUGAGGACCAGCUGUUCUGUCUGAUUCUCUUGUAAUGUGUACAGGCAGAAGUGAUUUGCAUGAAGGCAUGCUGCACUUAUAGACCAUGCAUGGAAACUGAUAAGACUUCUUUGCACAAGAGUUUUAAAUACUUCCAUGUUUCAGGAUGGCUCCAGAUUCAGAGGUGCUCAAUAACAGUAUACAUCUUUUAUGUCUCAUCCUGAAAAAAUUUAAUGUGCCUGUAAGUCUCAUAAAAUCAACAGUUAUUCUACAGAGAUGUCCCCGCACAUGUACCAUUCAGUCAUGAAAUUAAGUUGACAUCGGUGUCACUCAACAGCACAAUCCUAUACAUGUUUACUCAGAAAUAAUCUCUGUUGAGUUUGGUGGGACUUACCCCGGGUAAGUGUGUGUAGGACUGCAACCUGAAUGUAAAGUUUUGUAGGGAAAGAGUAUGUCUUCUUCUUAAGUGUCCUACAGGAAACAAAAUGUGUUCACUUACAAAAGGUCUGGCACAUUGGACUGGCCAAAAGAGGGGGGAGAAAAAUCCAACAUAUAUGUUUGUUUUUAAUUUCUCCUGCAGUAUUGUUUAGCCAUCUUCUGCUCUCAGCAAAGUUGACACCGUAUGGGUCAAUGAGAUGCUGUCUGUGUAAAUAGUUACUUUAGCCCUGUGGUGCAUGUUUGAGCAAAGGAAUAAUGACCUUGUGCACAAUAUUUAUUGCGUCAAAUAUGUACCACAAUAAGUGUCGUUCGCAAGCCUUGAACAGGAAAAUAUGAUGUAUUCUGUACCAUUAUAAGUAGUUUGGAGGCUAUCACUGAUGCAUGUUGUUUAUCUUGCCUUCGCUGCUGUAUUUUUCUUGGAUUUGUUCAGAAAUCUAAUAUGGGAAGCCAUACGUCAGUGGUAAAAGUGAAACAAUUUGUUCAACCAGACAUCAUUCCUCAUUUCAUCAAGCAAUAGUUUGCAUCUGUUGGGGUGGGGGUGGGGAGGUUGUGGGCUUGGAGGGGGAAAGCUUCUUGCUCUGCCCUUACUUCUUUUAUUCUUCUCUUGAAUUUUGAGUGAGCAUAGUACAGGGUGUAGCCAGCUGUACACAUCCUAUUGCAAAGCAGCUUAAUCUGUUUGAAAUACAUGGUUAGAGUUCUCCAAGGAGAAAUAUAAAUAGUGUACAAAAUCUCAUUCAGUUUUAUUUGUCAGCAUCCUGUACAUAAAUGACAAAACAGAAACUGAUCUUCAGGCUGAUGUUACAGAUGGUUGUUACUUUCUGUCCAUAACACUUUUUAUUUGAAAGAUUUCACAGAGUAGAAUAAAACGACGAACGGAGAGAAUGGAGGUAAUGGUAGGUUCCUGGGUUGCUUUUUAAAUUAGUACUGUAUUUUUGCACACAUCUUACUGCGAUUUUUUCAGACUGAGUCCAAAAUGCACUUGCUUCCAAAUAGCUAUAACUUGUAAUUGAAAUGUGGUGGGAAAGACUUGUCUGAAAUCCUAGCACUGCCUGCAUCAGCAGUUAGUCUUAUUCAUAAAAUUCUUGAUCUUUUCCAGUGUUUGUUUACAUAGACUAUUCUUAUUCUUGUUGAUUCAUGCUGCACUAGAAGUCUUCUAAAUAUUAUACGCAGUUCCACAAUUAUAAUUUCCCCCCCCACAAGAACCAAGUAGCGAACUUGUAUAUCUGAUCACAUCAGGACUUUUUUUUUUAAUUCCAUUCACAAGCAAAAAUUAAAUGUUAAUUCCUUCUUUUACUGAAACUGUUGACUUUGUGUGUUGGUGAACUGCAUGCAGGAAAAUGCUAUUACCAUAAAGAACGGUAAGCCACAUUACAGUUGAGCCAAAAGAAUAAAGACUUCAUUUUUUUAUUGUA
Molecule: messenger RNA, 8802 nt
Organism: Pogona vitticeps (central bearded dragon)
Lineage: Eukaryota; Metazoa; Chordata; Lepidosauria; Squamata; Agamidae
Source: RefSeq, a predicted model, not a curated record